Prunus dulcis (almond) is the source of this 699-nucleotide messenger RNA. Its product is annotated as protein DMP2-like. NCBI's taxonomy places the organism in Eukaryota, Viridiplantae, Streptophyta, Magnoliopsida, Rosales, Rosaceae. Gene Ontology annotation, biological process: endomembrane system organization. The record is from RefSeq and is a predicted model, not a curated record. The transcript has a single exon. The coding region runs from base 38 to 685 and encodes 215 amino acids.
ACUUGGCUUGACUCAGCAAUUGCCUCCUUGAGAAAUAAUGGAAAACAACCCCAUCAUCCAAGACCUGAUUGAUAGCAGUGAACAUGACGAUGAUGAUUACUUGUGCUUCAAAGACGAAGACACUGACCAAUCCCAAUAUUGCAUGUAUGCUUUGAAUGCAAUACUAAGUGGCACAGCCCGCCUCAAUGUUCUUUUGCCCACGGCCACCAUUCUUUCCUUCACCAUUUUUGCUCCUCUCCUUACCAAUGAUGGCUUCUGCACCGCUUUCGACCGCUGGAUGAUGGGUUUCUUCAUUGCUCUUUUAUCAGCAUCGUGCAUCUUCUUUACAUUCACUGAUAGCUUCAAAACAGCAACUGGCAGGUUGUACUAUGGAGUGGCCACGUUUAGGGGCAUAUGGGCUUUCAAUGGUGGCCGGAAGAUGCCGUGUGUGCCGUCUGAUUAUAGGCUGAGAUGGGCUGAUCUCUUCCAUGCGUUGCUUUCGUUAAUAGCGUUUCUGACAUUUGCAGCUUCAAAUUAUGGUGUUAUGGGUUGCUAUUAUCCAGCAAUGCCUAGGAGGCUGACCAACACCCUUCCUCUUCUUGUUGGGUUUGUUGUUAGUGUUUUGUUUGUGUUGUUUCCUUCUAAGAGAAGAGGGAUUGGUUAUCCUUUCUUGCUGCUCAGGGAUGCUUUGUAUUCUAGAUAUUGAGAGGGACGGUGUUU